This is a messenger RNA of Suillus subalutaceus, 1021 nucleotides long. RefSeq lists its product as uncharacterized. The coding region runs from base 119 to 1021 and encodes 300 amino acids. Lineage: Eukaryota; Fungi; Basidiomycota; Agaricomycetes; Boletales; Suillaceae. The record is from RefSeq and is a predicted model, not a curated record. The transcript is spliced from 2 exons.
CUUUCAAGUCCCUCACCUAGUAUAUAAACUACAGGCUGCAGCAGGCUGUCUGGCUUCAAAACUAACUUCAGAAAAACUACCAAGCAACUACCGUAUAGCUUCAGACCAAAUCAUAGAAAUGGACGUUCAGUACGUUAUGACAAGGAAGCGAAAGAGACCGGCUUACGACUCCCAAGGCGAUGAGGCGCUCGAUCUGCUUCAUUCCGAAACUUCGAUAGACAUGCGCGAACCAUCUUUAGGCCUCGUCCCUCCUAUUGUAUCCCUUCCUUCAGCUAGGGACACCACUGCAACCAAGGCACAGCUUUUACCAUCAAAAUUCAACAAGCUUAAUCCACAUCAGGAGGCCGUAACGGUGGACAACUUCAUUCGUCAAAUCACCGCGAGGGUGCCUGGACCGCGGCGCAAACGGCAGCUACGGACCGUAAAAUUGCAAGAUACAUCUACGGGCGGUGCAAAUAGUCAGCCAACCACUCGGCCUGCUCCCGCAAAGGUCUGCAUCUCAAAUGGAGGGUGUAUUUCCAACAAGCCCGUCGAGGACAGCAAACCGAUGACUCUGGCGCAAAGGCUGGCCCGUGCUGCCAUGCUUUCCCAUGUGGAAACGAAGGAGAUUCUGCAUCCUCCCGGUGUAUCCUCCUCUCGUCGGCCUCUCGACUUUGUUCCAUUCCCGAAAUUCGCAACGCCUCCCUCUUCGCCGAGGAAGAAACUUAUUAAACGAUCAGCUUUUUCUCGUUCUGAGUCUUCUGCAGUCAUGCUGCGCAAUAAUCGACGCCAAGGGGCAAAACAACAACCUGCUUUAGAGCGUCCUGGCUAUCCUCCUCUGCCCUUUGUUCCCUCACAUGAAGCGAAGGCCACAGAUACCUCUGGAGCGCGAUCUCACACCGAGUCUUCUGCAGUCAUACUCGACAGUAGUCGACGAAAGAGGCUAAAAAAACAACCAACUUCCGAGCGUCCUGGCUAUCCUCGUUUGAACUUCAUCCCCUCACAUGAAGCAGAGGCAGGAUAUGCCGCAAUGUUUCCGUGA